AUGAUAGAGGCGUUGGAAAUAGUUCUAUUGCUCGUUAUACAAUCACUUCAAUAUAUCUGUCGCACAUGCAUAGCUUUUUUGCUAAUACCAUUCUUAGGCCUGUAUGCAUUCGAUCUCUUCCUAUACGUUUAUCGGAUGAUACUUUAUCUGUCACAAAUGUUCAAUUACAAGAGAAAACUAGGACGUUCUAAAACAAAUAAUAGGCCGCAUAGUCCCAGGCUACAUAAGAUAUACAGUAGUGGGGAUUGCAUGGAUACCUUAAUUGGCCAAGUAAGGGAUUUGAGAGUAUUUUUGUUAUCCACGAUCCACAGCCACUCUAAAAGAUUCUUUUCUACGAGAUUUCAGACAAAAUCAGGCAUUAACUCUGCUAUUGACGCGAAUGAUGUUGAAACAACAUCUGACGUAUCUAGUUUUACAAAUUUACAUUUAACAAGGUCAUCGGAAGAAGGUUAUUAUAUCGCAGGAUCGAUAUAA
Molecule: messenger RNA, 474 nt
Organism: Saccharomyces cerevisiae S288C
Lineage: Eukaryota; Fungi; Ascomycota; Saccharomycetes; Saccharomycetales; Saccharomycetaceae
Gene: IRC23
Product: Irc23p
Exons: 1
Coding region: 1-474 (157 amino acids)
Cellular component (GO): endoplasmic reticulum membrane
Source: RefSeq, marked reviewed